Molecule: messenger RNA, 1721 nt
Organism: Callorhinchus milii (elephant shark)
Lineage: Eukaryota; Metazoa; Chordata; Chondrichthyes; Chimaeriformes; Callorhinchidae
Product: MORN repeat-containing protein 1
Exons: 14
Coding region: 34-1557 (507 amino acids)
Cellular component (GO): cytosol
Source: RefSeq, a predicted model, not a curated record
CGCUUACUGGAGCUGGGACCGCGGUGGGUGAAGAUGGCGCGCAGGGAGAAGGUGGAGGGAGAAUCCCCGCUUUAUGUCGGGGAGGUGAAACACGAGCUGCGCGACGGAUUCGGCCUGUACAUUUACCCAAACAGCUUCUUCCGUUACCAAGGAGAAUGGAAGGCGGGCAAGAAACACGGCCAUGGGAAGCUGAUGAUGAGGGAUGGGAGUUACUACGAGGGGCAGUUUGUGAAUGGAGAAAUAAAUGGCAAUGGGGUUCGCUAUUGGGCUGCAACAGGUAACACUUACUAUGGGGAGUUCAAAGAGGGGGAAGUCCUAGGUUUUGGUGUGAUGAAGUAUGCUGACGGAAGCCAGUAUGACGGCGAGUUUCAUUACGGUGUCAGAAUAGGACAUGCGUUGCUGAUGGACUCCCACAGACAGACAUAUCGGGGAUCCUUCCACAACGAUAAGAAACAUGGAGAAGGGGAGAUGAGCUAUGAGAACGGAGACCAUUAUCAGGGAGACUGGGUUCUGGACCAGAGACAAGGACACGGUGUGCUCCACUGUGCAGAUGGAUCUGUUUAUGAGGGCCAGUGGAGAAACGAUCUGUUUAAUGGCCAGGGCUGCAUGACUCACUGCAGUGGCAUCGUUUACGAUGGAAUGUGGAUCAAUGGGAGGCCCGCAGCCAUGGCGACUAAGAUCCUAAUCCGAGGUGGCGAGGUGCAGUACUUAGUACAGGGCUCUCCUUUCACCGUUCAAGUUGAACUGCAAAACGAUGACGGACAACUUGUAACCACUGAAAACGGAUCGAUUCUGCAGCUCUGGAUUGGAGUCCGGAACAUAGAGGUCCCUUCGAACCUCAGUUCCAGCUUCUUAAAGCUCCUGGAGGAUCUGGAGGAGAAGCUGAUUGAUACGCCAUUCGGGCUUGCUGUGGAAUAUCCCCUGAUGCAUUGUGUGCUGAACAUGAGCUUCACCCCGCCAAUGUGCAGAUCUCCGCCCCUCACCUUCUGUUCGUCUCCAUCCAACUUUACCGAAUUGUCAGAAUUGGCGUGCGAUGCCAAGUCUGAUAGCUCUUCCCUGCCCAGCAGUGUCCAGAGUCAUCAAGGUGGUAGUCCUGACACUUUAUCCGAGGUUUUCCAGACACUGCAGAGCAAGGUCAAGGUGGAGGCAGGCUGUGCUGCUUUUCAGGAUAUCGCGUUGGCCCGUCCGCCUCCCAACUACAGGCCCUUCAUGAUCUCCGACGAGCAGGAGAAGAUGCAGAAAGUGUCCAAGAAGCCGAUUAGUCGAACGAUAAUCGAGAAAGCAGCAGCCUUGCAAGACAAGACUGGUGAAAACAGGAUGAAUCUAAGGAAGAAACUGGGAGACAAAAUGAAGAAGACGGUGAACAAUGUGGCCCCUCAGAUCGUGAGGCCGGGUGAAUACAUCAUCAUGGUGAAGGACAUCAGCAGCCCGCCAUUCCUAGGCCGCAAACUGCAACCAGGUUUCUGCAUCCUGAUGGUCAUGCCACGCUUCCAAGAGGACAACCCGGAGUCCCACAAGACAACGAUGAAAUUCAGCAGUAAACACCGCGGUAACUGAGUGGGGUGGGGGGGAUGGCGAGAACAGGGGUGGGGGUCAGCAAGCCGGGACGGUCUAGAAAGAAACACUCAACGAUUACGCCCCCCUCCACCCACCGCCCGCACCCCAGAGAUGAGUCCUCUGGUGUAAAAGAACGUCAAAAUAAAUUAAUUAAUAUAAAGAGU